GCAAAUUGUAAAUAAUCGGAUAUCUGGUAAAAAUCUUUCGACUUGGCAUUUUCGUAUGUAGAAUUAAUUAAUUAUAGAAUAAAAUUCUUUAUUUAUUUAAAAGUCGACGCCAUGUGUAAAGAUUGUUGCAUAUACUACAGGUACGUAUAGGGUGUCUCAAAAUAUAUAUGAAAUUAAAAUUACCAUGACAUUUAGCGUUUAAAUCACGAAAAAGUCAUAACGGUUAGCGACAGAUUCGAAAAUUUUUAGGAAAUGUUCAACGUUCUAAUCUCUUCUAAUCCCUUUAGAAAAUAAUUCUUUUUUAAUACGUAAUGAAUGAUGCUCGAUCGGCGUCAACCAGCCCGUUAUUGAAGAAGAAUUUCGAUGGGCACUACGAAGACAGCUUAUCGACGGAGAGCGGCAGUCAUUUGAGUUUAGAUUUCUGCUCCAAAGUGCUGGGAAAACCCUGUGCGCAUUACGGAAACCCCAACAAAAACAAAAACGAUAAAAAAUUGUUGGUCGACGUUCAAAAAGUCGUGACAGUGUACACUUUAAUAGAGGAAACUGCAAACCCGUUUGUUACAGAAAAAUCUCCACCUAACAAACCCGGUAAUUUGGAUCCUGCACGACGACCUAUGUCUAACAAUACAGAAAAUCACAAUCAAAUUCGCAAGAAAGAAAACAAUUUCCCGAGCGGCGUUUUAGAUCCAGAAAGGAGCAACAUUUCGAAAGAAGAUUCGUACCACUCCGUACGCAAAAACCACUCUGAAACCGCCAAGCAUGAUAAAAACCCAAACCCCUUAACGAAUCAACCAAAAUCCGGAUUAAUCGAGGAAAGCGUCCAGAGUUUCACCAAGCAAGCAUUCACCAGCCUCUCGACCACCAAAGAAGGAAAAACGCAAACCCGAGACUUCCCUUCCCUCGAAACCCACCCUACAAACUACAGACAAAAACGCCGGAGCUUCGCCGACGACAACUCCCAAACUCCGCACUCCUCGUCGGUGGACUACACGCGACGCUACGGCGUCGACUCCUACCCAGUCAAAGACGUUUCACCGGGAUUCGUCGACAAAACCCUGCAAACCUCCGACAACGGGCUGUUCGAAGACUGCAGCACGUUCCUCGCCAACGCCGGCGUCAAUACGAGCGACAGAACGAGACAACUAACCUGCAGCAAAGUGCAAACCACCAGCCCCUACAGCAUGUCGGACGAGGUGCUACAUCCCGACUUGUGCAAAUGCUGCCGAUAUCCUCGCCACAGAAGGCGCAGUCCGCCAGAGACCCCGCGUAGAUACUCCGAUCGGUACGAACCGGAGCCCAUCCAUUACGCCCGUUCGCCCAAAGCGAGGCCCAAAGACGCCUGCUUAGUCGCCGGCAGGAACCGAUGCGAUUGCUGUUGCUCCUGCCGUUGCCAGCCCAGGCGAUCGCCCAACAUCAAACGUUGCUCGUGCGACGACGAUCCGCGGUUGCCUAAGUAUCCGGCGUGCAGGUGCAGGGACGCUUCGAGAUAUCCGCCGCCCUACGACGGGCCGUCCGUGGUCGAGGAGGAUUGCGAGGACGAGCUGGAGCUGGUGGUCGAUCAAAGCGACGGCGACAGCUCGGAGGGAAGCGCCGGGUACUACGAGGAGCUGCCGUACCAGAACAACGAGGAGUUCGAGGAUUUGGUGCAGGAGCUGGAGGAUAGUUUGCAGGUGAGGAGCAAGAACCGGGUGCAAAGGACGUUGAGGCAAUUCGAGGAGCGCAGCAAGUUCAACAGGCCUUUGGAGAAGCCCAUCAUCGAUUACGACGAAGAGAGCGAAAGCGAGGAGCCGAUUAUGAGGAAGAUAUCGGAGUUGACGGAGAAGCGAAGGCAGAUGCACAAAAGUUUCCCUUGCAAAGGACGAGCUUGUUGUACUUACAAACAGUUAGACGAUAAGGAAUUGGGUGGUAAGUUUGCUCCGAAACCCGUUAGGAAAUACCAAGUGCAGCAGCAGCAUCAGCAAGUUCGUGCGAGUAGAAAAAUUCGAUCGAACAGGAGCCGUUGGAGGCAGGACAGCGAAACUGGCGAAUGGUACAAAGUGCCUGGGCGCGUAAACGAUUGCGGUACUUCGUACAAGAACGAACACGUUUGUAGUUGUACUUGUACGUGCGGCAGGUACGACUCGUAAUCGUUUACUCGAACUCAAAAGUUUGGAUUCAAAUUGAUGGUGAAAUCGCAGCGUUUUUAACUACCAAUCGUUUUAUUUCGAAAUUUAAAUGAGGUAUAAAGAGAGAUAAAUUAGCAUAUACAAAAAUAAAAACUGAUCAAAUACGCGUGAGUUUUGUUUCCUUCAUACCUAAUUGUCUUCGGGCUCCACCAGCUCUUUGUUUUCCUGAAAGGAUUCGAAGAGAGAGUUAAUAUUUGUUGAGAAUUAUUCGUCGAGGAUACUUACUUUUAUUCGUUUUCCGAACGCCGAGUAGAACGUUACCGUCGAUGUGGAUUUCAAGCCAGUAUUUUGGUUAAAUACUGUGCACUUGUUGUACGGGGGGCAAUACAAAUGGAGGCUGAUCGCUGUGUCGACAUUGGACGGAUUCUCCACCCUGUGAAGACCGAUGGAAUCUGAAAUCGAAUCGCUUAUUAACUUCUACUUGAAUAUAAAAAAUUCG
Molecule: messenger RNA, 2604 nt
Organism: Phyllotreta striolata
Lineage: Eukaryota; Metazoa; Arthropoda; Insecta; Coleoptera; Chrysomelidae
Source: the annotation of a GenBank genome assembly